Molecule: messenger RNA, 7546 nt
Organism: Nannospalax galili (Upper Galilee mountains blind mole rat)
Lineage: Eukaryota; Metazoa; Chordata; Mammalia; Rodentia; Spalacidae
Gene: Myo9b
Product: myosin IXB
Exons: 42
Coding region: 199-6732 (2177 amino acids)
Biological process (GO): Rho protein signal transduction; actin filament-based movement
Cellular component (GO): myosin complex
Molecular function (GO): ATP binding; protein binding; GTPase activator activity
Source: RefSeq, a predicted model, not a curated record
GUGGGAGCGCGCGGGGGGAGCGGCGGGCGCGUAUCGGCGGGGCGGAGCAGAGCUGAGUCGCCCGGAGUAGCGGGCGGGCUGGCGGGCGUCAGGGCGUGGAGCCGGCCUGGGACCGGCGGCCCGUGGCGGCGGAGGCCCAGCUGCAGAAGGAGCACGCCCGGAGCCAGGGAGGUAUGCUGAAGCCAGAAGCCUGGCAGGAUGAGUGUGCGAGAGGUGGGCAGCUCCAGCCGUCGGCAGCAGGCCGCGUACCACCUGCACAUCUACCCCCAGCUGUCCAGCACUCAGAGCCAGGCCUCCUGCCGUGUGACUGCCACCAAGGACAGCACGACGACCGAGGUCAUCCAGGAUGCCAUCACCAGCCUGCGGCUCGAUGGCACCAAGUGCUACGUGCUGGUGGAGGUGAAGGAGUCUGGUGGGGAAGAGUGGGUGCUGGACGCCAACGACUCGCCAGUGCACCGGGUGCUGCUGUGGCCGCGGCGGGCUCAGGAUGAGCACCCGCAGGAGGAUGGCUACUACUUCCUGCUGCAGGAGCGCAAUGCUGACGGCACCAUCAAGUACCUGCACAUGCAACUGCUGGCCCAGGCCGAGGCUGCACGGCGCCUGGUGGAGCGUGGGCUCCUGCCCCGGCCACAGGCUGACUUUGACGAUCUGUGCAACCUGCCUGAGCUGACUGAGGCUCACCUGCUGCAGAACCUCAAGGUGCGCUUCUUGCAGCAGAAGAUCUACACGUAUGCAGGCAGCAUCCUCGUGGCCAUCAACCCCUUCAAGUUCCUGCCCAUCUAUAACCCUAAGUACGUGAAGAUGUACGAGAACCAGCAGCUGGGCAAGCUGGAGCCACACGUAUUUGCGCUCGCCGACGUGGCCUACUAUGCUAUGCUCCGGAAGCGUGUGAACCAGUGCAUUGUGAUCUCAGGCGAGAGCGGCUCAGGCAAGACGCAGAGCACCAACUUCCUCAUCCACUGCCUCACCGCACUCAGCCAGAAGGGUUACGCCAGCGGUGUGGAGAGGACCAUCCUGGGUGCUGGCCCCGUGCUGGAGGCUUUUGGGAAUGCCAAAACGGCCCACAACAACAACUCCAGCCGCUUCGGGAAGUUCAUCCAAGUCAACUACCUGGAGAGUGGCAUCGUGCGGGGAGCUGUUGUGGAAAAAUACCUGCUUGAAAAAUCUCGCCUGGUGUCCCGGGAGAAGGAUGAGAGGAACUACCACGUGUUUUAUUAUUUGCUGCUGGGUGUUAGCGAGGAAGAGCGCCAAGAAUUCCAGCUCAAGCAGCCCCAAGAUUAUUUCUACCUCAACCAGCAUAACUUGAAUAUCGAAGACGGAGAAGACCUGAAACAUGAUUUUGAAAGACUCCAGCAGGCCAUGGAGAUGGUGGGCUUCCUCCCUGCCACUAAGAAGCAGAUCUUCUCUGUACUCUCAGCCAUCCUAUACCUGGGCAAUGUCACUUACAAGAAGAGAGCCACAGGCCGAGAUGAAGGUCUGGAGGUUGGCCCCCCCGAAGUGUUGGACACCCUGUCCCAGCUCCUGAAGGUAAAGCGAGAAAUACUGGUGGAAGUCCUGACCAAGAGGAAAACAGUGACAGCCAACGACAAGCUCAUCCUGCCUUACAGCCUCAAUGAGGCCAUAACUGCCCGAGACUCGAUGGCCAAGUCUCUGUACAGUGCCCUGUUCGACUGGAUUGUGCUGAGGAUCAACCAUGCUCUCCUCAACAAGAAAGACAUGGAAGAGGCCGUGUCGUGCUUGUCUAUUGGGGUCCUGGACAUCUUUGGGUUUGAAGACUUUGAGAGGAACAGCUUCGAGCAGUUCUGUAUCAACUAUGCCAAUGAGCAGCUGCAGUAUUACUUCAACCAGCACAUCUUCAAGCUAGAGCAGGAGGAGUAUCAGAGCGAGGGGAUCACAUGGCACAACAUUGACUACACCGACAAUGUGGGCUGCAUCCACCUCAUCAGCAAAAAGCCCACUGGCCUCUUCUACCUGCUGGAUGAGGAGAGCAACUUCCCCCAUGCCACAAGCCUCACCCUGCUGGCCAAGUUCAAACAACAGCAUGAAGAGAACAAGUACUUCCUGGGCACCCCUGUCAGGGAGCCCGCCUUCAUCAUCCAGCACUUUGCGGGAAAAGUGAAGUACCACAUCAAGGACUUCCGGGAGAAAAACAUGGACUACAUGCGGCCAGAUAUCGUGGCACUCCUGCGAGGCAGUGACAGCUCCUACGUGCGUGAGCUCAUCGGCAUGGACCCUGUGGCUGUGUUCCGCUGGGCUGUACUGCGGGCUGCCAUCCAGGCCAUGGCUGUGCUGAGGGAGGCUGGGCGCCUGCAUGCAGAGAAAGCCGAGAAGGCUGCAGGUGUAAGCAGUCCUGGCACCCGAAGUCACGUGGGAGAGCUACCAAGAGGUGCCAACACCCCAUCGGAAAAACUGUACCGCUGCUCAGUGCUAGAGCUUUCAUUUGACUGCUCUGAGGAGCUGGACAUAAACGCUUUUGAGGACAUCAUGGCUUUCUAUGAAAGCAGGAAGGCGAGGGAGUGGAGCGAUUUGCAUAACCAAAUCAUCAAGAGCCUCAAAGGACUGCCGUGGCAGGGCGAGGACCCUCGGAGGCUUCUUCAGUCCCUCAGUCGGCUCCAGAAGCCCCGUGCCUUCUUCCUGAAGAGUAAAGGUAUCAAACAAAAGCAGAUCAUCCCCAAGAACCUGCUGGACUGCAAGUCCCUGAAGCUUAUCAUCAGCAUGACCCUGCACGACCGCACCACCAAGUCACUGCUGCACUUGCACAAGAAGAAGAAGCCGCCCAGCAUCAGCGCGCAGUUUCAGACAUCGCUUAACAAGCUGUUGGAGGCCCUGGGCAAGGCUGAGCCCUUCUUCAUUCGCUGCAUCCGCUCUAAUGCUGAGAAGAGGGAACUGUGCUUUGAUGAGGAGCUGGUGCUGCAGCAACUGCGCUAUACGGGCAUGCUGGAGACAGUGCGCAUCCGGCGCUCUGGCUAUAGUGCCAAGUACACCUUCCAGGACUUCACGGAGCAGUUCCAGGUGCUGCUGCCCAAGGACACCCGGCCCUGCAGGGAGGCCAUCUCUGCCCUGCUGGAGAAGAUGCAGGUGGACAGGAGGAGCUAUCAAAUCGGGAAAACCAAGGUCUUCCUGAAGGAAACAGAGCGGCAGGCCCUGCAGGAGACACUGCACCGUGAGGUCCUGCACAAGAUCCUGCUUCUGCAGAGCUGGUUCCGGAUGGUGCUGGAGCGCCGGCACUUCCUGCAGAUGAAACGCGCAGCCCUUACCAUCCAGGCCUGUUGGAGGUCCUACUGUGUGCGCCGUGCACUAGAGAGGACGCAGGCUGCUGUGUACCUGCAGGCAGUGUGGAGGGGCUUCCUGCAGCGCCAGGCCUACCGCCGCCAGAGGCACAGCAUUAUCCGCCUGCAAAGCCUCUGCCGGGGCCACCUGCAACGCAGGAGCUUCAGCCGGAUGCUGUCCCAUAAGCAGAAGGCAGAGGAGCAAGCCAGGGCAGCCCAGGAAGCAGGUAGAGCAGAGUCAUCCAAGGGCAGCUUAGGCCCUGUGGCCACAGAGGAGCAGGUGGCUGCACAGACCGCCCAACCUGGGGAGGAUGGCCAAUGCCCAGCUGAGAAGAACGGGACCUGGACGAAGGACAGAUCUCCAGUUGGCACCUCCCCCCUGAAGAAGGAGGUGCCUGGCCCUGAGAAUCUACCCUUGACCCAGGGAACCGUGCCGGCUGAGAGUCAGGAGAAAGUCCCCAGCAGCCGGGGGAAGCGUGAGUCACGGCGGCAGCGAGGGCUGGAGCAUGUGCAGCUGCAGAACAGACACAUUCAGUCCUGCAGGGAGAUCACCCUUAGAGAAUCUUCCAGAAGGGCCAGCCUAGAACCAGGGAAGAGUGUCCCCGAGGACAAAAAGGAGCACAGAGAAGAUGAACUGCCCCUGGAGGCUUGGACUGAGGGCAUGGCCGCCUUUCCCAAAAAGCAUGUGCAACUUGUUGGGGCCACUGAGGACAAGGUAUCCCCGGCCAGGAGCCCCAGGCCUGGCCCCAUUCAGCGGCCCACCAGCCUGGCCCUGGACAAUAGGGUCAGCCCAGGGGUCCCCAGCACCCCUGAGUCCCCUGGGGAUAAAGGCAGGGCUGGGGACAGCCCCAGAGCUCAGGACAAGCUGGAGAGCCCCAGUGGACCUACCCAGAUCCAACGGUACCAGCAUCCAGAUGCUGAGCGCCUGGCCACCGCCGUGGAGCUCUGGCGGGGCAAGAAGCUGAUGACCACCAGCAGCUCCAGCACCAUGCUGAGCCAAUCCCUGGACCUCAGCGACAGGCAGCGGGUUGCAGGGGCUGCCCUUACUCCAACAGAGGAGAGGUGCAUCUCCUCCUCCACAAGUGACAUCUCCAAGCUGUCCCCAGCCAAGACUUCAGCAGAAAUUGAUGGGGAUCCAAGCACCAAGAAACCUGCCAUCCACAAGAAGAAAUCAGGAGAUGCGUCAUCUGGCCCCGACAUGGGGCUGUCCCCCAGCUCCCAGGGUGACUCAAAAUCCACGUUUAAGAGGCUCUUCCUACACAAAACCAAGGAUAAAAAGCCCAGCCUGGAGGGUGUGGAGGACAUGGACAGCAGCCUGCCCAGCCACACUAUGCCAGAAGCCCCUACCACCAAAAAGAGUCUAGAAGCACCCUCUGGCCAUCAGCACCGCCACAGCGCAGGAGAGAAGCCCACCAAAGGGAAGAAGAACCGGAACCUCAAGAUUGGCAAGAUCACCGUGUCUGAGAAGUGGCGGGAGUCAGUGUUCCGUAAGAUAACCAAUGCCAACGAACUCAAGUACCUGGAUGAGUUCCUGCUCAACAAGAUAAAUGACCUGCGCUCCCAGAAGACACCCAUCGAGAGCCUGUUCAUUGAGGCCACGGAGAAGUUCAGGAGCAACAUUAAGACCAUGUACUCUGUCCCUAACGGGAAGAUCCAUGUGGGCUACAAGGACCUGAUGGAAAACUACCAGAUCGUUGUCAACAACCUGGCCAGCGAGCGCGGAGAGAAGGAUACCAACCUGGUCCUCAACGUCUUCCAGUCACUGCUGGACGAGUUCACCCGCAGCUACACCAAGAGUGACUUUGAACCUGCCAAGCAGAGCAAAGCUCAGAAGAAGAAGCGGAAGCAGGAACGUGCUGUCCAGGAGCACAACGGGCAUGUGUUCGCCAGCUACCAGGUGAGCAUCCCGCAGUCAUGUGAGCAGUGUCUUUCCUACAUCUGGCUCAUGGACAAAGCCCUGCUGUGCAGCGUGUGCAAGAUGACCUGCCACAAGAAGUGUGUGCAGAAGAUUCAGAGCUACUGCUCCUACACAGGAGGGAGGAAGAGUGAGCUGGGCUCUGAGCCAGGCCACUUUGGUGUGUGUGUGGACAACCUGAUCAAUGACAAGGCCUCUGUGCCCAUCGUCCUUGAGAAGCUUCUGGAACACGUGGAGAUGCAUGGCCUAUACACUGAGGGCCUCUACCGCAAAUCGGGUGCUGCCAACCGAACUCGGGAACUGCGGCAGGCAUUGCAGACAGACCCCGCAGCUGUCAAGCUGGAGGACUUCCCGAUCCAUGCCAUCACUGGGGUCCUGAAGCAGUGGCUGCGAGAGCUACCCGAGCCCCUCAUGACCUUCGCCCAGUAUGGGGACUUUCUCAGGGCAGUCGAGCUUCCAGAGAAGCAAGAGCAGUUAGCUGCCAUCUACGCUGUCCUGGACCACCUGCCUGAGGCCAACCACACUUCUCUGGAGCGACUCAUCUUCCACCUUGUCAAAGUGGCCCUCCUGGAGGACGUGAACCGCAUGUCACCUGGGGCGCUGGCCAUCAUCUUCGCACCCUGCCUGCUACGCUGCCCUGACAACUCGGACCCACUGACCAGCAUGAAGGACGUGCUGAAAGUUACCACGUGUGUGGAGAUGCUGAUCAAAGAGCAGAUGAGGAAAUACAAGGUGAAGAUGGAGGAGAUCAACCAGCUGGAGGCGGCCGAGAGCAUUGCCUUCCGAAGGCUCUCCCUUCUGCGCCAAAAUGCGCUAUGGCCUCUCAAACUGGGGUUUUCGUCUCCCUAUGAGGGGGUCCGGACUAAAAGCCCUAAGGCCCUGGUCAGCCAGGAAAGCAGCCUGGAGGAGCUAGAGGUGCUGCCUGAGGAGGAGGCAGCUGGUGGCGAUGAAGACCGAGAAAAGGAAAUCCUCAUGGAGCGGAUUCAGUCCAUCAAGGAGGAAAAGGAGAACAUCACAUACCGACUGCCAGAGCUGGACCCGAGGGGCUCUGAUGAGGAGAACCUGGACUCAGAAACGUCAGCCAGCACUGAGAGCCUCCUAGAGGAGAGGAGCACACGAGGGACCUCGGAAGGGCCCCCCACGCCUGCUCUCCCCUACCCCAACACACUUACCCCGAACCCCCUCCCCGAGGCGGCUGCCCCUCCACGGAGAAGGCCCACAUCCUUCAUCACGGUCAGAGUGAAGACACCCCGGAGGACCCCCAUCAUGCCCACUGCCAACAUCAAGCUCCCGCCAGGACUACCCCCACACCUGACCAGCUGGACACCUGCUCUCCAGGAGGCUGCUGUCCCUAUGAGGCGUCGAGAGCCACCUGCCCGCCGGCAGGACCAGGUACACUCUGUAUACAUCGCCCCUGGGGCUCACCUGCCCAUGCAGGACACCCUGGAACCCCUGGACCAUGAUGCCCGGCCCCCUGGCGCCAAGCGCAGGUACUCAGACCCCCCAAUCUACUGCCUGCCCCACAAUUCGGGCCAGGCUAACGGCUGAGGACUACAGCAGGCAGUCUGCCUGUUCUAGGACCCCUGUUGCCGAGCCUGCCUGUGGCUCUGAGAAGGAUCCAGAGAGGCUUCCAGGAGGAUGAGGUGUACACCCACUCCUUGUGGAGUCGAGGCAGGGGGCUACUGGCAGUAAGUGGCCCCCAUACAAGACAAGCUCCUGCACCCUUUGUAGUAUUAUCAGUAACCAUCAUCCUGGUUUACAUAACUGUUAAGUUGUAACAGACUUAACGAGAAGACCAAAUUGUUUUUUAUAUAUGUAAGUUCAGACUUUUAUAUUAACACCCUCCGUCUUUGUAACCUGGACAUGAGAUAUCCAAGUGCCUGGCUGCUGUGGUGUGGUCCACACACAGCCGGUGGACAGUGAACUCUGGGAGUUUUGGAUGCAUGGAGCGCUUGCCUCCCUCCUGUUGUCUCCGGUGUCUCUACUGGCAACAACCAUCUGACCAGGGACGCUGGAGCCUUCCAUUGGCACAGCUGGUGGCUGAAGCCAGGACCUGAGUGGCAGGCCUUCAACCCAGACCAUGCCAACCUUGCAUUCCAGGGAGGCCCAAAUGUGCGUUGCCCAGUGUGCCUUGAACACCAGUGGCUGGGGGACCUGCCCUUGGCUCUGCCUGCCUCAUGGAACCCAAGGAGGCAGGGACUCAGGACCUUCAGGGGCAGGCAGGGCAGGCCCUGAUGCCCCGAGCCUGGGACCUGCAGAGUCCAGUCCUUCCCUCAGGCUCCUCUACUCCCUCAACACGUGGCCUCAGGCCUGGGACCAAGAACUUCCAGAGGUGUGAAAUAAAAAGUGCCUGCAAAGUGUC